GAAGCGGGCUGGUGCCAGACCUGGUCUUCGUCGCCUCACCCCGUCCACCCGCCCGCCAUGCUGCCCGCCCUCAAGCUGCUACGCCUCCGCCCGCGUCCGCCCGUCGCCGACCGGCUCUUCCGACGCCGCGGCAGCGCCCGGACCCCUCCGGCGGCCCCGGGGCCGGCCCCCCAGCGCCGGGACGGGGCCGAAGCCGGCCUGGACAUCGUCUCCCCGGAGGCGAAGGCGGAGCGGGAUUUUGACGGAGCCAUCAAGGCCGAGUUGGCGGACCAGCUGAAGCUCCUCAAGAAGCGUUUCCUGGACCACCUGGUGGGUCCGGAGGGCCGGCCCAUGCGGGAGGUCCUGCUGGAGAACGCCCGGGUGGUCUGGCGGUUCCGCGGCCCGGCGGACCUGGCCGGGUGGCUGGUGACUUCGGACAAGGCCAUCGGCGGCCGCAGCGAGGCCUUCCUGAAGAUGGGCAGGAACAACCAGAGCGCCCUGCUCUACGGGACGCUCAGCACCGAGGUCCCCCGCGACGGGCAGACCCGCUACAGCGGCUACUGCGCGAUGAUAUCCAGGAUCCCCAGGGGCUUCCUGGACAAGAAGGAGUCCUACGACUGGUCCAACUUCAACACGCUCUACCUGCGCGUCCGCGGCGACGGCCGGCCCUGGAUGGUCAACAUCAGAGAGGACACGGACCUCUUCCACAGGAGGCAUUUGAUGUACAGUUACUUCAUGUUCACCCGCGGCGGGCCACAUUGGCAGGAAGUCAAGAUUCCCUUUUCCAAGUUCUUCCUGUCCAGCCACGGGAAAGUCCGGGAUGGCCAGUUCCAGCUCCUGGCAGACAAGGUGGCCACGGUGGGCUUCACGCUGGCCGACAAGGUGAACGGGCCCUUCUUCCUGGAGAUCGAUUUCAUCGGCGUGUUCCACGACCCCGCGCACAUCGAGGAGUUCGCCUACGAGAACACGGAAGUCCUGUGCCCCCGCCUUUAGGUGGACUCACCCGCUUGGAGCCCCAAGAACCCCGCUUUGUUACGUCGUAGACGCUCUUUGCAGGUGGUAGGGCAGGCCCGUCGGGGGGCAAUCCCUUCGUCAACUUUAUUAAUGAUAUUAUUAAUAAAUCAUUUUUUUGAAGCACUAUCA
Tachyglossus aculeatus (Australian echidna) is the source of this 1122-nucleotide messenger RNA. It is a transcript of the gene NDUFAF1, whose product is annotated as NADH:ubiquinone oxidoreductase complex assembly factor 1. Gene Ontology annotation, cellular component: mitochondrion. Bases 58 to 972 code for a protein of 304 amino acids. The transcript has 4 exons. Gene Ontology annotation, biological process: mitochondrial electron transport, NADH to ubiquinone; mitochondrial respiratory chain complex I assembly. The record is from RefSeq and is a predicted model, not a curated record. Lineage: Eukaryota; Metazoa; Chordata; Mammalia; Monotremata; Tachyglossidae.